AUGCAGGAGAGGGAUGGGAGAGGGAUGGCGCUGGGAUCGUCAUGUUGCGUCUGUCUUCUCGCGGAAUGGAAAAAUCAAGAGAACCAGUGUCCAGUCUUACCAGUUUUGACCCUGGUUAAAGAUUUUGUGAAUCGAAGCUCAACGGCUUCCAUCAAUCUUAUCCAAAGUGUUGUCCAGGAUCAGACGGACUGCAGUCUGCCCAUUGUUGGAGCCGGACACGAGUGUGCAGAUUCUGUGCAGCGGCUCGUCACAGGUAAUCCGCAUCAAAGACUAAACCUCCCAGCUUGGCCGGUGAGGGGAGGCACAGUCCUGACGGUUUCGCAUUGA
This is a messenger RNA of Knipowitschia caucasica, 327 nucleotides long. The record is from the annotation of a GenBank genome assembly. Lineage: Eukaryota; Metazoa; Chordata; Actinopteri; Gobiiformes; Gobiidae.